AAUGGCUUCUAAAAUAACAAUGCUUGAAGCUAAUAAUAUAGAUAAUUAGAUAUAAAAUUUAUAUCAAUGCAAACCUCUUCCAGAAUAAGAUGUAAAACUAUUAUGUGAAAAGGUUUAAAUUUUAAUAAUUUAAUUAAUAGGCAAAAGAAAUUUUAAUUGAAGAAUCAAAUGUGUAACCAGUUCGAGCUCCAGUGAUUAUAUGUGGUGACAUUCAUGGUCAAUUCCAUGAUUUGAUGGAAUUAUUUAAAAUAGGUGGUAAAGCACCUGUAAUAAAUAUAAAUAUGAAUUUAGGAUACUAAUUAUUUAUUUAUGGGUGAUUAUGUAGAUAGAGGACAUCAUUCCGUAGAAUGUGUAACACUUUUAGUUUUAUUGAAAGUAAUGAAUAGUUUAAUGUAAGAUUCGCCAUCGAGAUAGAAUAACAAUAUUAAGAGGAAAUCAUGAAUCUAGAUAAAUAACAUAAGUUUAUGGUUUCUAUGAUGAAUGUUCUAGGAAAUAUGGAAAUAGUAAUGUAUGGAAAUAUUUCACCGAAUUAUUUGAUUACUUACCUUUAACUGCAGUAGUUGAAUCUCAAGUAUAUAUAUUUUUAGCAUAAAUUAAGUUUUUUUGUUUACAUGGUGGUAUAUCUCCAUCAAUAGAUACUUUGGAUCAUAUAAGAUAGUUAGAUAGAGUAUAAGAGGUGCCUCAUGAAGGACCAAUGUGUGAUUUAUUAUGGAGUGAUCCUGAUGAUAGAUCUGGUUGGGGAAUAUCUCCAAGAGGUGCUGGAUAUACUUUUGGAUAAGACAUCUCUGAACAAUUCAAUCAUAAUAAUAAAUUAAAAAUGAUUGCUAGAGCACAUCAAUUAGUUAUGGAUGUAUUAAUUAUAUAUAUAUGUAUAUUAUAGGGUUAUUCACUUGCCCAUGACAGAAAUGUUGUGACUAUAUUCUCUGCACCAAAUUAUUGUUAUAGAUGUGGUAAUCAAGCAGGAAUAAUGGAAGUUGAUGAAAAUCUACGAUAAACAUUGUAUAUUAUUCUUAAUAACAAUUUAUAGUAUUCAAUUUGAUCCUGCUCCUAGAUCAGAAAAUGAAUCAGUUCCAAAAAGAGUACCAGAUUAUUUCUUAUGAUUAUUAAUAUU
This is a messenger RNA of Paramecium sonneborni, 1111 nucleotides long. NCBI's taxonomy places the organism in Eukaryota, Ciliophora, Oligohymenophorea, Peniculida, Parameciidae. The record is from the annotation of a GenBank genome assembly.